UUUUUUUGUAUCGAAGGAAUCAACAGCCGCCAUCUUGUCGCGGCUUGGAAAUCAGGAUUUCGAUACGGCGCUAUUUUUUAAUUUCGAUACAGCGCGUCAGAGUCGACGUUUAACGACAACUUUUGUCCCAAUACACCGCUGUUGAAUCGCGACGAAGCUUAUUUUGGCGAAAAAUACUGGAUUUCAUCGGCAUUUCGACGGCCACGAAGCCCCCUUUUCGCCUUAUUACCUUUGAUUUCCCCGUUCGGUCCGUGUCGUUUAAACCGAGAGAGGGGGAGCCGUCGGACGGCAGACAGCACCGAACGGACGUUUGCACAAAAUAACAAGUAACAUUACGAUGCAUUUGUGCAUUUUUAAAUCGGUUUCGGAUGUUUUUUUGCACGUAUUUUUUGACGUCAGAGGAGAGGUUUUGAUGAGGAUGCACAUUUAAGAACGUCGUGACGAAGGAGAUUCCCUCUGGAAUAUAAACAUUUACACACACAACACAACACAAAAAAAAACAUUUAAACCCUAUUUUUCUUGAAAGGAUCUAUUUUUUUUUCUCCGAAGCUAAUUUAACGACGAUAAUGUGGGUGUUGGGUGUUGGAUUAUCAUGGGGUAAAUGGCGGUGGCGCUGUUGGUACUUUUUUGAGAAUUCCUCCUCCUCCUCCUCCUCGCUGCUAGCUUAGCUAAUUAGCAACAGCCUGAAACGUAUAAACAAAGUGAAUUACGUGGUGCGUUCCUAUUAUUCGCGCCUCGAAAGGAUUCCCAGAGUGAUUAUUUUGCUACGUUUAAUCUGUAAGAAAUGGCUGAAAACCUCCUUGAUACCGGACCUCCGAACGCGAAGAGGCCGAAGAUGACAGCACCUGCCUCAGACGGGCCAGAGUUGAGCUCACUGUCAUGGGACGACCUGGAGAGCAACCUUCCGGAUGAGUUGAUUCCAAGUGGCCCAAAUGGAGACCUCAGUCUGAUGCCCAUGCCCUCGAACGGUGGCAGUGCGGGCACGGCGGGGCUGGCAGAUGCUGCUGCUAAACACAAGCAGCUCUCUGAGCUCCUGCGAGCAGGAAGCGGCGCCAGCCUCAAUUCGGCAGCUCUGAACUCGUCUAGCCCGGGACCCGGGGGAGGCAUGGGGCCUCAGCUGGGUGCACUGGGUAAGAGUCCGCUGGGCCAAGGAUCUCCCUCGCACGCCUCCCCAACGCCAAAAUCAGCAGGAACCGCACCAGGCACACCGGGGAAUGGCGGCAUGGGCCUGAACGCUGGCUUCAACCAAGCCAUGUUGAACAAUGGCAUGAUGGCACAGAGCACAGCCGCUCAGCAGCAAGGCCAGGUGAUGAACGGAACGUUGGGGCCGGGCGGGCGUGGCAGGGGUGCACCAGGCAUGCAGUACCAGGGGCCGGGGUCUGUAGGGCAGCAGGUGGCGGCAGCAGCAGGGGCAGCACCAGGAGGAGCAGGCAGCAUGCUGGCAGAGACACUGACGCAGGGGGCACAGCAGAUGGGCAUGAGCGCUCAACAAGCGGGCAACAUGAACAAGAUGGGCAUGGCUGGCAGCGGUAGUCCCUUUAGUCAGUACCAGGCAGGCGGGCAGCAGUUAGCAGCGGCAGGUGUAAACGCCCAGCUGCAGAACAAAGCAUCGCUGGCAAACAGCCUGCCAGCUUUCAGCGCCGAUCUGAAGGGAGCUGUCGUUCCGAACAUGCCUCAGGCACAGCAGCAGGUGGCAGUGGGAAUGGUUGGGUGUCAGGGUGUUCCUGCAGGUCCCACGGCUGACCCGGAGAAGCGCAAGCUGAUCCAGCAGCAGCUGGUCCUGCUGCUCCAUGCACACAAGUGCCAGCGGCGUGAGCAAGCCAACGGUGAGGUACGGGCCUGCGCCCUACCCCACUGCAGGACCAUGAAGAACGUCCUCAACCAUAUGACCCACUGCCAGGCCGGCAAGUCCUGUCAGGUGGCUCACUGUGCAUCCUCGAGGCAAAUUAUUUCUCACUGGAAGAACUGCACACGGCACGACUGCCCCGUCUGCCUCCCGCUGAAGAAUGCCAGUGACAAGCGUAACCAGCAGCCUAUGAUGACGUCUCCGAAUGCGGGCCUGCAGACGGCAAUAGGUCCGGUGGGCUCUGGUCAGAACACAGCUCCGGCCCUUAAUGCCCCGGCUCCUAUAGACCCAAGCUCCAUGAAGCGAGCAUAUGCUGCUCUUGGCCUCCCUUACAGCAACCAGAGCCCUGCACAGACACAAGCGCCUACUGCUCAGCCCACGCAGACGCAACACCAGCACCUGAGGCCGCUGAAUGCGCUCGGUACUAACCAGAUGAGCAUUAGCGGCGGGGCGAUGGGCGUGCCCACAUCAGAUCAAGCUAAACUGCAUCCCGAUGGCAACAUGCCAUCCACUCUCAACGCCAAUCAGCUGAUGUCAGACAGCUCGUCAGUAGGAGCUCUGGGUAACGUGCCCACGGCGGCACCACUGUCGGCCAGCGGCGUGAGAAAAGCCUGGCAUGAACAUGUCACUCAGGACCUCCGCAACCACCUCGUCCAUAAAUUAGUGCAGGCUAUCUUUCCUACACCGGACCCCGCGGCUCUGAAAGAUCGGCGCAUGGAGAACCUGGUGGCGUAUGCGCGGAAGGUGGAAGGAGACAUGUACGAGUCGGCCAAUAGCAGAGAUGAGUACUACCACUUCCUAGCAGAGAAGAUUUACAAGAUCCAGAAGGAGCUGGAGGAGAAGAGGCGUUCCCGACUCCAGAAGCAAAUCAUUACACAGGCACCGAUGACUGCACCAGGGGCACAGCAGCCUGCUCUGAACCAACCCAACUCUCUGGGACCCAGGCCUCAGAAUGGACCCGUGCCUAUGCCCAGUGUUCCAAAUCAGAUGAUUAACCGCAUGCAGGUCCCCCAAGGGAUGAGCCAGUAUCCACUGUCCAUGCAGAAUGUUCAGAUGUCUCAGGCUCCACUGGCCACUCGGGCAGCUUCCCCGAUGAGUCACGCACAACAAAUUAACAUGAGCUCUGUUCCUCAGAUCGGCAUGUCACCCACACGGAUGGCUCCAGCGCAGGGCAUGAUGGGACCUCACGGUGGGAACAUGGUGCCACAAGCAGCAAAUCAGCAGCAGUUUAUCCCGCAGUUUUCCGCCAAUGCUAACGCUAUGAAUGUCAACAUGGGCCAGCCCAACACGCAGGCAGCUGUCCCUCAGCAGACACAGAACCUCCCUCUGAAUGCACUCAGCUCUUUAGGCUCUCAGAUGAACUGCCCCGCACCUCCCCAGGCCCCUCUUGGUACCACUCCACCCCCUAGUGCAGGAGCCCCUAGCACUAACCUGCCACCACUGCAGGCUAACCAGGCCGGCACGCCCAACCCCGGCCCGGCACAGAGCACGCCUCCACACACACAGUCUCAGACAGAGCUGCCUGCUCUCCCACAGCCCCAUCCAGGCACACCGAGCGCUGAUAACCGAGUCCCCACUCCGGCAUCGGCGACAAGUGCUGACCUACACACACAACAUGCCGUGCCCGAGCUGCCUGCUGCGGUCGAGCCCAAAGCAGAGCCCAAACAAGAAGAGCAGGACUUUGAGUCCAGCGCUGGUCAAAAUGAACCCAAGAUGGAGGUGGAAGACAAUACUGGCCCUCCGAUCAAGAAGGAGGAGCCAGAGAGCUUAGAGGUCAAGCCGGAGCCGAUGGAAACGGAAGAUAAAAAGACGGACGUUAAGGCGGAGACCAAAGAGGAGGACGAAAACAGUGCGACUGGCACUGCAUCGUCCUCACCAUCGCAGUCUCGCCGGAAAAUCUUUAAACCGGAAGAGCUGAGGCAGGCACUAAUGCCUACACUGGAGUCUUUAUACAGACAGGACCCUGAGUCUCUGCCCUUCCGCCAGCCUGUGGAUCCCAUACUGCUGGGUAUCCCGGAUUACUUUGACAUUGUAAAGAAUCCCAUCGACCUGUCCACCAUAAAGCGCAAGCUAGACACGGGGCAGUACCAGGAGCCGUGGCAGUAUGUGGAAGACGUGUGGCUCAUGUUCAACAACGCCUGGUUGUACAACAGAAAGACGUCACGCGUCUACAAGUACUGCUCCAAGUUGGCUGAGGUAUUCGAGCAGGAGAUUGACCCGGUCAUGCAGGGCCUUGGAUACUGCUGCGGCCGGAAGUACGAAUUUUCCCCUCAAACCCUGUGCUGCUAUGGCAAGCAGCUCUGCACCAUUCCCCGCGAUGGCACCUACUACAGCUACCAAAACAGGUAUCACUUUUGUGAGAAGUGCUUCAACGAGAUUCAGGGAGACAGCGUGACGCUGGGCGACGAUCCCGCACAGCCUCAAACGAUGAUUUCCAAGGAUCAGUUUGAAAGAAAGAAGAACGAUACACUAGACCCCGAGCCAUUUGUUGAAUGUAAAGAUUGUGGACGCAAGAUGCAUCAGAUAUGCGUCCUUCAUUAUGAAGUCAUCUGGCCCUCGGGCUUUAUUUGUGAUAACUGUUUGAAGAAGAGUGGGAAGACGCGGAAGGAAAAUAAGUUCUCAGCAAAAAGACUGCAAGUGACACGGUUAGGCACAUAUAUAGAGGACCGAGUGAAUAAGUACUUGAAGAGACAGAACCACCCAGAAGCUGGCGAGGUGUUCGUGCGAGUGGUGGCCAGUUCAGACAAAACGGUGGAAGUCAAACCCGGCAUGAAGGCCAGGUUUGUAGACAAUAACGAGAUGUCUGAGAGCUUCCCCUACAGAACCAAAGCACUUUUUGCCUUCGAGGAGAUCGACGGUGUCGAUGUAUGUUUCUUUGGCAUGCACGUGCAGGAGUACGGCUCAGAGUGUCUUUUCCCCAACACCAGACGGGUAUACAUAUCAUACCUUGACAGUAUUCACUUCUUUAAACCUCGUGUGCUUCGGACGGCAGUUUAUCACGAGAUCCUCAUCGGUUAUCUGGAAUACGUCAAGAAAUUAGGGUAUGUGACGGCACAUAUUUGGGCAUGUCCUCCGAGCGAAGGUGAUGACUACAUCUUUCACUGUCACCCUGCCGACCAGAAGAUCCCCAAACCUAAGCGUCUGCAGGAAUGGUACCGAAAAAUGUUGGACAAGGCCUUUGCAGAGAGGAUACUCCAUGAUUACAAGGACAUCUUCAAACAAGCAACGGAGGACCGUUUGACGAGUGCAAAUGAGCUGCCUUACUUUGAGGGUGAUUUCUGGCCUAAUGUUUUGGAGGAGAGCAUUAAGGAGCUGGAGCAGGAGGAGGAGGAGAGGAAGAAAGAGGAGAACACUGCGGCAUGUGAAACUCCAGAGGGAACGCCAGGGGACAGUAAAAAUGCCAAGAAAAAGAACAAUAAGAAAACCAACAAGAAUAAGAGCAGCGUGAGUCGAGCCAAUAAGAAGAAACCUGGGAUGCCGAAUGUAGCCAAUGACCUAUCCCAGAAACUCUACGCCACCAUGGAGAAACACAAAGAGGUUUUCUUUGUAAUUCACUUGCACUCUGGGCCAAUGAUGAACACUUUGCCGCCCAUAAUGGACCCUGACCCGCUGCUCUCCUGCGACCUGAUGGACGGGCGAGACGCGUUCCUGACGCUGGCGCGGGAUAAGCACUGGGAGUUCAGCUCACUUCGUCGGUGCAAGUGGAGCACCAUGUGUAUGCUGGUAGAGCUACACAACCAGGGCCAGGACCGCUUCGUCUACACCUGCAAUGAAUGCAAGCACCACGUGGAGACUCGCUGGCACUGCACCAUCUGCGAGGACUUUGACUUGUGUAUCAACUGCUAUAACACUAAGGGACAUGAACAUCAGAUGGUCAAGUGGGGUCUCGGUCUGGAUGACGACAGCAACAGCCAGAGUGGUGAGGCCUCCAAGAGCCCACAGGAGAGCCGGCGUCUGAGCAUCCAACGCUGCAUACAGUCUUUGGUGCAUGCCUGCCAGUGUCGCAAUGCCAACUGCUCUCUUCCAUCCUGCCAGAAGAUGAAGCGUGUGGUGCAGCAUACUAAGGGCUGUAAGCGUAAGACCAACGGUGGCUGCCCUGUCUGCAAACAACUUAUCGCGCUUUGCUGUUACCAUGCCAAGCACUGCCAGGAGAAUAAGUGCCCUGUGCCCUUCUGCCUCAACAUCAAGCACAAGUUGCGACAGCAACAGCUUCAGCAUCGCCUUCAGCAGGCCCAGAUGAUGCGACGGCGCAUGGCCACCAUGCAAGGCCGUGCCGUACCCCAAAGCCUGCCAUCCCCUCCACCUUCUGCAGCUCCAGGCACGCCCACAGCACACCAGCAGCCGCAGCAACAGCCAAACACGCCCCAAACACCACAGCCUCUCCUUUCCAGCCAGCCGACCACACCCAAUGCUGGCGUCAUGUCUCCGACUUAUCCUACCGCUCCCCGCAAUGGCCAACAAGUGUCCCAAGGUAAACCGGGUGCCCAGGCUUCACCUCUGCACCAGCAGCCAUCUCCACUCCCUCAGCCCCAACCACAGCAGCAGCAUCCGCAACCACAGCAACAACCGCCACAGCAGCCGCAACAGCAUCCGCCACCUGGCGCUGUCCAAAUGGCACGGAAGAUUGAGAUGAUGGCACAGGCCCAACAGAACCAGAACUAUCGCAUGGCUGUAAAUGGUUUGGCCAUAAACCACCAGCAACAGCAGCAGCGUAUGCCUGGUGCCAUGCAGCCUCCUAUGCAGAUUGUGGGACCUCGGGGGCAGCAGGUCAUGCAAGGUAUGCCACCAGGCCAGUGGCCACAAGCAGGAAUGCAACCUGGAAUGCAAACAGGAAUGCAGCAAGCAGCUCAACCGCAGCAGCAGCAGCAGGCACCGCAAGGUCCACAGCAUGUCGUGCCAAUGCAGAGGCCCAUGAUGCCUCAGCAGCCUCCGCAACGCAUGAUGGUGCCUGCGCAGGGCCAACGGCCACCUCAAGCACCCCAGAGACCUCCAGCCAUCGCACCAAAUGCCCUGCAAGACCUCCUUCGUACACUCAAGUCUCCCAGCUCGCCACAACAACAGCAGCAAGUGCUUAACAUCCUCAAGUCCAACCCCCAACUCAUGGCAGCCUUCAUCAAGCAGAGGACGGCGAAGUACGCCAGCCAGCCGCAACAACAACAGCAGCAGCAGCAGCAACAACAAGGCAUGCAACCUACAAUGCAAGCCAUGGCAGCCAUGCAGGGUGUCCAAAGGCCUGGCAUGCAACCCCAACAACCUCAACAGCCAAACACACAAGGCAUGGCAGCUCUCGGACCAGGGCAGGGACAACUCAUGAACCCUGCGCAUGCUGAGAUGUACCGUCGCCAGAUAUUGCGGCAGCAGCAGCAGCAGGGCGUGAUGCCUCAAGCACAUGGCCAGUUCCCUCAAGGGCAGGGUGCUGCACCCAGCUACUCGCAACUCCGCAUGCAACACCAGCAACUUACGGCGAUGCAAGGCGCUGGCGGACCAAUGAGCCAACUUCCGCCAAUGCCACAAAUGGGGCAGCCAGGUUUGGGAAUGGAUGGCACGCAGAACUUACUCCACCAACGCAUACUCCAACAACAACAGCAGCAGCAGCAGCAACAGCAGCAGGCCGUCCUCAAGCCCCAGAUAGGCUCACCGGCACCACCAAAUCCUAUGAGCCCUCAAGGUCACCUGCUACCUGGACAGCCCAUGCCAGGCAACACACUGGGUAGCCAGGUUCGCUCUCCAGCACCAGUGCAGUCACCACGUCCUUCGUCACAGCAGCACUCCAGCCCCUCACCGCAGGUCCAGCCUCAGCCCUCGCCCCACUCCGCCUCGCCUCACCCUGGCCUGGGCACACCCAUGCCUGCGGGCAACACCCUGGAGCAGCAGGGGCACCUGGGCACCCCGGAGCAGAGCACUAUGCUCUCGCAGCUUAACGCUCCUGGCCGUGGUGGCCUACCGACCGACCUAGGCAUGGUUGGAGAUGCCACAGGAGACACGUUGGAGAAAUUUGUGGAGGGGUUGUAGCAUUUAUCAACCCCCAAAAAUGCUCCCACCCUUUUCUUAUUUUUGCCUCCUCCUUUGUUUUCCCCUCACAUGUCCCUCUAUAAAUAUUUUUUUUUGUACUGACAUGUAAAAAGUUCCUGAAAUGUAAUAAGAAGAAAAAAAUAAUAAAAUCAGCAAAUGCUAGGAAUGUUGUUUCCUAAAGACUGAGAUUUCUUCCUUUGAGUUGAGGGAUUAGAAAAUGUGUUGUUUAAAAUGAUUUAAAUUGCAAAGAAUAUAUUUUUUUGGUUCGGACCAUAUGUGGUCUUUUUUUUCUUUCUUUUAUUUUUUGGUGUUUUUGUUUUCAGGGUUUUUUUGGGGUAUGGUUUCAUGCCUGCUUUUUUAAAAAAAAAAAAUUUACAAAGGUUCAUUAUAUUAUUCAUGCAUUUUUAUUUUGUACCCUGUCUAACUUCAAGAACAUUUGUGUUUAAAGACUGUAAAAUAAUUUGUCUGGGAAUUUGGGCAACGCUUUUUCUGCUCUCAUCUUUCCUGGCGAUCGUAUUCUAGUGUUGUACUGUUUGUUUUUUCUUUUUUCUUUUGUCCCCCCCAUUCUUUCCGAUCUACGUUUUGGAGGAAAUACUCUUAUUCCUCGUUGUGAAGUCUUUUUGAGGAGAAAAAUAUUUGUUUGUGCUGAUGGGUAUCACUUGGCAUACAUAAAUACAAAUACACGCAUACAACACAGCGCAUCUCAAACACAGUACGGCAACAUACCCGAAUGGAUUUGCAAAACCAGAUGACAUCUCACUGGCCUGGACCCAGAGUUUCUGUCUUGCAGAUGUAGAAAAUUGUUGCUUUUUGUCCUAAUUUUGUGAUACAGAUCUAUAAGUAUAAAGUGAGCGAGAAGGGAGGCCCCUGAGCUGAGUGGGUUUGGAAUGAGUGAUCACUGGUUGACUGCUUUUUGGAACACUGAGAGGUCUGCUAUCGACCCUCAUUCCUCUCACACACAAACUUGAACUGGGGCUCCACUUUUCCCUCUUAAUGUAAAUCAUGCAAGUUAUUAAGCAAAAUACUAUAAAUAUAAGGAAGAGAGAAUGGAAUCACUGUAUAAACUGGUUAAAAACUUAUUUCUUACUUAUAUACCAUAUUGUUUAAUAAACUGUGUGCAACAGAUCAAA
Messenger RNA from Tachysurus fulvidraco (yellow catfish), 8988 nucleotides. RefSeq names its product CREB binding protein a (gene crebbpa). Gene Ontology annotation, cellular component: transcription regulator complex; nucleus; histone acetyltransferase complex. NCBI's taxonomy places the organism in Eukaryota, Metazoa, Chordata, Actinopteri, Siluriformes, Bagridae. The coding region runs from base 785 to 7858 and encodes 2357 amino acids. The record is from RefSeq and is a predicted model, not a curated record. The transcript is spliced from 31 exons. Gene Ontology annotation, biological process: positive regulation of transcription by RNA polymerase II. Gene Ontology annotation, molecular function: transcription coactivator activity; protein binding; histone acetyltransferase activity.